AUGAAUGUUGCUUUGCGCGGCAGGAAGCUGGGCCCCCAGCUGCUCAUUGACAGACAGAUCGUCUCCAGCACAGCGGCGCGCCUGCCGCAGCUCGCGGCGGAGGGCGACUGGCGCGGCCUGCACCGCGCGCUGCAGCUCCUGGUGUGGCUGCUGCAGAAAGAGCCCGGCUCAAGCGCCAAGCUCGCGUCGGGGCGCAAUACCGCCGCCCUGCUGGACAUUGUGUCCCGCGCCGCGAGCGGCAAGGAGGGCGGUGCGUCGGCCGUCCCCGUGGCCUGCACCGAGCGCGCGCUCGCGCUGCUGGUCGUGUGCGUCCGCUGCAGCGAGGCGGCCGCGGACCGCGCGGUCGAGUCGCCGUUUGUGCGCCAGCUGCUGCGGCUGCUGGUCAGCGAGGGGGACGGCUUGGUGACGCCGGCGGCGCGACGCCACGUGGCGGGGGUGCUGCAAGCGCUGUCGUCAAAGCUGGAAUACAAGGACGUGCUGCAGGGCGCCGGGACGCUCGAGGCGCUGCUGGUGGCGCUGACCAACCCGGCCAUGCUGUGCGAUCUGCAGCUGAUGCAGGAGCUGGUGUGGACGCUGAUUGGCCUGGCCGACGAAGACGCGGCCUACAAGGACCUGUACCGGGAGCAGGGCGUCCAGCCCCUGCUGACGGCUGUUGCCGCCUACAUCGUUCAGCACCAGCUGCCCUAA
This is a messenger RNA of Monoraphidium neglectum, 687 nucleotides long. RefSeq lists its product as hypothetical. The transcript has 7 exons. Bases 1 to 687 code for a protein of 228 amino acids. Lineage: Eukaryota; Viridiplantae; Chlorophyta; Chlorophyceae; Sphaeropleales; Selenastraceae. The record is from RefSeq and is a predicted model, not a curated record.